AUGGUAGCCAGAGAUUGUUAUGCCAUUUUGGGUGUUAAAUCUACAGCAACAGAUGAUGAAAUUAAAAAAGCCUAUCGAAAAAAAGCUCUUCAAUAUCAUCCAGAUAAAAAUUCGUCUACAACAGCUGAAGAAACAUUUAAAGAAAUAAGUAAAGCAUAUGAAACAUUGAGUGAUGUAGAUAAACGUCGAAUAUAUGAUUUACAACAACAAAAAUCUUCAACAACAACAACAACAACAAAAUCUGCUCCACAUCAACAUAAACAAGAAACAUCAUUUAAAACAUCAUUUCAUGCACCCGGUCAACCACAUUUUACAUUUAAUACAUCAACAACAAAUGAUGGUUCAACAUCUUCACGUUCAGCACGUUUUCGUUUUAAUCGCAUGGGUCAAGAUUCAUUUACAAAUUUUCAUCAACGAAAUCCACAUUUUACAAAUACAUUUUUUGAUCCAUUUCGUAGACGUUUUCGUUCGCCAGGUUUUUCUUUUUUUGAUUCAACAAAUAGUCAUAUUUCAUCAGAUAAUGAUGAUGACGAUGAUGGAAUUGGUGAUGAUGAUGAUGUUGAACAUGAUCGACAAAAUUCAACUUUAGGAUCAGAUGAUCUUGAUUUUGAUUCAGCACCACCAACACAUCGUUCUAGUCAAACACGUUUUGCAACAAGAUCUCGACCAAAAUGGAAUAAUAAUUGGCCAUUUGAAAAUGAUGAUGAUAAUAAAUCAUCGACAUCAUCAGAAUAUAAAUUUCCAUCAACAUUUCAACAACGUUCAAGUAUAGAUAAUCCAUUUAUGAUGUUUGAAAUGUUAACACGUGUUGUAUUUGAUAAAUUUUUUAAUGAUGAUCUUUUUUGGCAUAAUAUGGAUUUAAAUGAUUCAUUGAAUAAUAAUAAUUCUCAAGAUAUACAUUUUCCAAAUUUAAAUCCACGACAAACUUCACGUCCAACAUCAAGUCGUUUACGUAGUGCCUCACAACAAAGACCACCAACAAUAAAUCGUACACGAAUACAUGUUAAUCAUGUACCAUCAUCAUCAUCUAAACAAGCUAAUGACAUGCAUUUUGAAUGGUUAGGACAUCAUCCAAGACAAAAACGAACAACGUCAUCAUCACGUUUUGAUUAUAAAGAUAGUGAUGAAGAAAAUAUGGAAGAAAAUUAUGUUUAUCAACAAGCAAAACCAACAACAAUAAAUGCUCAUCGUUUAAGAAGACGUGCAAUGAAUAAUAAUAAUAAUAAUGAACAAAAAAUUCAAGCAUGUCAAUAUUGUUUUCAGCCAUUAACAUCAAUUGAAAAUCGUUUACAACAUGAAGCUAUAUGUCGACAUCGUCCAAAUAGAUCAACAACAACUAAUUUUCGAAAUCGAACUCAUCCACCACCACCACCAUCAGCAACAGUAACAACAAAUACGAAUGAAGAUAAAUUAUUUACAUCAAAAUGUUCAUACUGUCAUCAAGAUGUUCGUUUAACAGAUCGUCUUGAUCAUGAAGCACUUUGUAAACAAUUUGGAAUAAAACAACAGACAACAAGCAAUAGUAGUACAAAACGUUUUAAUAAUUCAACAUCGAAUACAUUUAAUGUUGAUAGUCAAUCUACUUCAAAAACACCGUCCGAUAGUUUAUCAAGUGGCAUUGAACAAUUACGAACAUGUACUCGUUGUCAUCGAAUAUUUCCUGUUUUAUCUGAUUUAUUUAAUCAUAUGUGUGAUGAUGAAGAUGACUUACUUCAAACAACAUCAAUAUCUUCUUCAGACAAACGUCCCAGUGAUACUUUAUUUAAUAAUAAUAAUAAUCAUAAUAAAACAACAUUAAAUAGUAGUUCUUUAUACGAUAAAAAGCCUUCACCAAAUCAGAGUUCAUCACCAUCAUCAAAGUCUUUCAAACUCAGUCGUCAUUCAUCAUUCAAUGAUUCCUCAGGGCCUUCAUUACGUUCAAAAAAAUUAUUUUCUUCAAAAUCACCAUCAUCAUCACCAACAUUAAAACAACAUACAAAUACAACAUCGACACAUACAUCACCAGUCAAUCGUUCAAAUAAUAAUAAAUCAUCAUUAGACACAGCGCACAUUCCUCUUUUUAAACGACCUUUAUUACGAGCAGAUUCAACCAAUAUACGUCAUAUGUCGUCAUCACCAUCUCCACGACCAUUAUUUAAUGAUAGACAACAACAUUUAUCAAGUGCUUAUGUUUAUCUUCGAAACCCAUCAUCACCAAUGCGUGUCGUCUCUUGA
Molecule: messenger RNA, 2214 nt
Organism: Rotaria sp. Silwood1
Lineage: Eukaryota; Metazoa; Rotifera; Eurotatoria; Philodinida; Philodinidae
Source: the annotation of a GenBank genome assembly